Penicillium verrucosum is the source of this 324-nucleotide messenger RNA. RefSeq lists its product as uncharacterized. The transcript is spliced from 2 exons. Bases 1 to 324 code for a protein of 107 amino acids. NCBI's taxonomy places the organism in Eukaryota, Fungi, Ascomycota, Eurotiomycetes, Eurotiales, Aspergillaceae. The record is from RefSeq and is a predicted model, not a curated record.
AUGGCAAACAAUACAAUACACCACGAAACACAGAGUGUGGUCCCUGGGGCCUGUGGUCUUAUUGGCCUAGUUGUUGUGAUGGCCUUCAUCGUCUGGCUGAUUCGCUUUUUGGCCCAUGAGGGCAGACUAAGUGACCCACAAAGGGCACUCAUUGUGGAGGAGUCUGGUACCUCCACGGUGGGAGCGGAAGCGAGAUCAGAUAGCGACGAUGGCAUUCCGACCCGGUGGAUCCGCGUUCCUCGGGGAUACCGUCUCCCCCAGAAGUCGAAGAAGGUCAACCCACUGGCCGAAGUCGUCGGUGCCUUCGGGGCAGCAAAUAGUUAA